This is a messenger RNA of Megalopta genalis, 1448 nucleotides long. RefSeq lists its product as uncharacterized. Lineage: Eukaryota; Metazoa; Arthropoda; Insecta; Hymenoptera; Halictidae. The record is from RefSeq and is a predicted model, not a curated record.
AUUUUGGUCGCGCACAACGGAACCUGCUGGUUUCGUUCGGUUGGCGAGAGUGGGCGAGCGAUCGCGGCCGCGAAAUCACGGGCGGGCGACGGCCGGACGAACUAUCGAGCGUCGGCUGCGCAAGCACCGCCAAACCUGGUUCGACGUUGGAGAGAUCUGGCAACAUGGUUUGAGCAAACGCGUAGCGUUCUCAACGCGUGCACGCGACCGACCGCUGUCGGCGAUCGCUGUCGGAGGCAGUGGCUCUUCGUCGGUCGUCGAGCGUGGUCAUUCACGGUGUGUUCGUGUCUCGUGUCGCUUGGAGAGGAUUCCAAGUCUGCCUCCAACACUCGACUCGACUCGACGCGACGCGACGCGACCCGACUCGACUCGACUCGACUCGGUCCGGCUCGGUUUGGUUCGUGAGCUACUCGAUCGUAGCUCGUGAUUAUCUCUUCUCGACUGGACGCGUCUACGCGACGACGAACGACCGUGGCGGCGACUCGGUGGAUCGCGAGCAGCAUGGCGAGCCCGGACUUGGUCGGCUACACGCACGACUUUCUCACCGAGUUCAUUCAACUGUACCGAAGUUUCCCCUGCUUGUGGCAGGUCAGGUACAAGGGGUACAAGGACAGGCUGCUCCGGAACCGCGCUUACGACGCCCUCGUGCAGAAGCUCCGAGAGGUGAAUCCGGUGGCGGACAAAGAGACCGUCAUUAGAAAGAUCAACACGCUUCGGACGGCGUUCAGGCGGGAGUACAAGAAGGUGCGGAGCUCCCAGAGAAUGAUCAAGAACCCGCGGAUGCGGUACAGAUCGUCCUUGUGGUACUACGACAUUCUGAAGUUCGUCGCCGAACAGAACGAGGGCUCGUCGCCGGAGGAUGAUCGGGACAUGGUUAAGAAUCCGACGGUCCCCGUGGACGGCUAUCACGAGCCGAUGUUUGUCCAGGCCGACGUGGACAAGAUCGAACCACCGUCCCCGGUGCCCUCGCGGGAAGCAAGCCCGGAGCCGACCUUCCAGCCGGUGAUCCUGGAGACCGAGGGAUCGUACGCGAGGAGGAUCUCGUCGUCCGUGUCCGGCGUGGACGUGUUCAAGAGGAAACUCCAGCAAGAGAACUUCCCGGAUCGUUCCGUGAAGGAGCCUACGCGCGAAAUGUCCCCGAGACCGUUCGCCGCAUGCGUCACCGACGACGAGUUCGACACGUUCGGCCGCUACGUCGCCAACAAAUUGAGGAAAUCUAUGCCCCGGCAAAGCAUCAUCGCCGAGAAGAUGAUCGCCGAUGUUCUCCUGAGAGCGAACCUCGGCACCCUGGACGAGACCACGUCCCUCACGGAGAAAGUGCCCUCCCGUUGCUUCCUGGUGAUGGGCGAUCGUUGAACGUUCCGUCGAAUCGUCGCCUACGACCAUUCUGUGUACACCAGGGGUGUCAAAUUCCCGGCCCGGGAUGAACAUUUUUCAUGUCAAGUAUC